Molecule: messenger RNA, 2121 nt
Organism: Chironomus riparius
Lineage: Eukaryota; Metazoa; Arthropoda; Insecta; Diptera; Chironomidae
Source: the annotation of a GenBank genome assembly
AAAAAAAUAAAGUUGUUGAUAAUACAAAUAAUGAAUAGUCUAAAUAUCAAUAUAUCUAAAGUAUGCCGAACAUGUUUAGAGCAAAAGGAUGAGCUAAUUUCCUUGUAUUCUGUUGAUAAUAUCACAGGAAUACAGCUUUGUGAAAUGAUAUUGCAGAUAACAUCACAAGUUCAAGUUUUUACUAAGGAAAAUGCACCAUCAUCAAUAUGCUCAGAGUGUCAUUACAAACUUAAUAUCACAUUUCAAUUUAUUGAGCAAUGUAAACAUUCAGAAAUUAAAUUACAAGAGUUUUUGCGUAGCUGUCCUCAAGAAAAUGAUGUAAAUGUAAAUGACAGAGAAAUAGAGGCAGCUGUACAGGAACUCUUUGGAAAUGAAGAGAGCGAACAAGACAUAAAUCUUGUUGAAAAUGUUGUUCUACCAUCGGAUUUAGAUUCGAAUUUAAAAUCAACUGAUCUUUUGAAUAUGGAUAUGAUCCUUGGUGAAAAGACUAUAAAAAAAUGCAAAAAAUUUCCAAAGAGUAGGACAGACAAGAAAAAUUCACAUCUUGAUCAAUUGCUCAAAACUCAUAAAGAAAGAAUGAAAUUGGAAAAUUCUUCCAAACUACAAAUUUUUAAACAAAAAAGAAAGAAGAAAAUUACUGCACUAUCUGAGCCUGAGCAAUGCUUUCAGUGUGGAAAAGUUUUUCAUUACAAGGGAUAUAUGGAACUUCACUUAAGGACACACUCUGGAUAUAAACAAUUCGAAUGUGGUGUUUGUGCAAAAAAAUUUACUCAAUUAUCAAAUCUCAAUCUUCAUUUAAGAAUUCAUUCUAAAGAGCGUAAUUUUUGUUGCGAUAAAUGUCCAAAAAUGUUUUCAACAUCAUCUAAUUUGAAGGCACAUUUAAGAACACACAUUAGUAUCAAAUCAUUUCCAUGUCCCCAAUGUACAAAAGCUUUUAAAUCAUCAACUGAGCUUAAAUCUCACGAAGGAACACAUUCUCAAAUUAAAAGCAAAAUUUGCAAAUUUUGUGGUAAAUCGUUUUACAAAACAUCGUAUUUAAAUGUUCAUAUUAAAAACAUCCAUUAUGGACUGAAAAAAUAUCAUUGUGAUAGCUGUAAUAAGUCAUUUUCCAAUAGUAGCAAUCUUAUAGCUCAUAAAAGAAUUCAUACCGGAGAUAAACCUUAUCAGUGCAAUAUUGAUGGCUGUAGUGCUAAAUUUAAUCAAAGCUCAUCUUUGGUUAGACAUAUUAAAUCACACAAUAAAAUGGGAAAAAGUAAAGGUGGAGCUAUUCAACAAAAACACCAAGUUCAAAACCCAAAACAAAAAAGUCAAGAUAAGGAAAUUUUAACACAAGAAAUUAUUCAGCAAAAUCUUCAAACUAUUCAACACUUAGAUAAUAUUGGAAGUCCUAAUCAACAGAUUAUUCAUCAACCAUCAUCUUUUCAUUUCUCUAAACAAUUAAAAAAGACUCCGUACAUAAUUCCAGAACUAUUAAAAGACAUUAAGUUAUCAGAAAAUUCGACUCAUAUAAAUGAAUCUAUGAAUAGUAUUCGAUCGAAAAAUUUGCCUUACUGUCAGCAAACCCAGCUAAAUCAAAACAACCAUGACAAUCAACAUAGUUACAUACCACCCUCUCAAAAUUUACUACCGGAAAUUUUGAACCCAAUUAAUCUAAUUAGCAACUCUUCGACUUCCAGUUACAAUCCAAUAUCUACACAUUCAACACCAUCAUUACUUCUUCCUCCUUUACCUCCAAAUCAUGAUCAACAAAUAAAUGAUCACCAAAUUCAUCACUAUCCAAGUUUCGAAAAUUCUUCUACAACAACUUACUUUCCUACUACACCAAAUAUUUUACCCAACAGUUUCAAUUUCAUUAUGAGUGGUUUAGAUUUUUCAAAAAACUCAUUAAAUGGAGAGCCAACGUACAUUGAUUAUUAAUGCUUGAAUAAAAAUUAGAAUUAAGAUAAAUGAAACUUUUUUUACAUUUUAAAAUUACAAAUGCAAUUUAUUUAUUUGUAUGUUUUUAUUGAUUUAUUUACUUUUCAAUUACUUACUUUAAAUUACAUUAAUUUAUCGGAAAGAUUUGUACACAUUAUUAAGAUCGUAUAUCAAGAGACUAUGAGGAAAAUUCUAUCCAAAUUU